Diaporthe amygdali is the source of this 2352-nucleotide messenger RNA. RefSeq lists its product as uncharacterized. The coding region runs from base 1 to 2352 and encodes 783 amino acids. The transcript has a single exon. The record is from RefSeq and is a predicted model, not a curated record. Gene Ontology annotation, molecular function: ATP binding; RNA helicase activity; nucleic acid binding. NCBI's taxonomy places the organism in Eukaryota, Fungi, Ascomycota, Sordariomycetes, Diaporthales, Diaporthaceae.
AUGGCGCCUUCCAAGCGCAAGGCUGAGGAUGAUUUCAUCCUCACAUUAUCCGACAAUGAAGACGUACUUGACCUGCCGCCGCAGAAGAAGACGAAAAAGCCCACAUCCACCAAGACAUCCACAGCCACCGUGACCGACCCCGAUGCCGAUGGAGACGACGGCGCUCUGGCCUCGGACUUCGAUUUCGACGACGACUCAAAUUAUGUGGCCGAAGACAUUGAGGAGUGGACCUUUGACGGAGCAACAAAAUCCGUGACAGCGGGCCCGAGACAGGUUCUAGAAAGCAUAAUACGAAGGAGGACGAGUAAAAAGCAAAGCAAAGGCGACGGCGACACCACACAAGAAGCUGAGACAGACGGAGAGGACAGCGGCGAUGCCGACGAGCUUGCCGAUGAGCUUGACGACGACGAGGAGAUGCUCGCGGAGGAUGCUUUUGGCAUGGACGUUGACUCCGAAGUAGAGGAGUCGGAAGAUGAGGAUGGGGUGCUCAAGAGAAAUUCUGAAGAAGGCGAGAGCGAGGAUGGGGAAGACGACGCCGCAUCUGACAACGACUCUGUCGCUACACCAGUCGAGCAUCCCGAUGACGAUGUCGAAGACUCCGAUUCCGACGACGACAACGACGAGGAUGCCGAAGAGAUCGCCAAGAGGGUCGCUUUCUUUGCCCCCGAGGAGAAGGCCAAACCCGGAAAGAAGGACAACGCGGGCUCCUUCAUGGCCAUGUCACUAUCUCGUCCAAUUCUUCGGGGCCUUGCAGCCGUGGGGUUCUCCAAUCCCACACCCAUCCAGGCAAAGGCAAUCCCAAUCGCGCUUAUGGGUAAGGAUCUUGUCGGUGGCGCUGCCACAGGUUCGGGAAAGACGGCGGCCUUCAUUGUCCCCAUCCUGGAGCGACUGCUCUACCGACCAAAGAAGGUCCCGACUACCCGCGUGGUUGUUCUCACGCCGACUCGUGAGCUGGCAAUCCAGUGUCAUGCUGUGGCUACGAAGCUGGCUAGUUUCACCGACAUCACGUUCUGUCUAGCCGUGGGAGGCCUGAGCCUCAAGGUCCAGGAAGCGGAACUGCGGCAUCGUCCUGAUGUCGUGAUUGCCACCCCAGGACGUUUCAUCGAUCACAUGCGCAACUCGGCAAGCUUCACCGUCGAGGGAGUCGAAAUCUUGGUCUUGGACGAGGCUGAUCGCAUGCUCGAGGACGGUUUCGCAAACGAGCUGAACGAGAUUCUAGGGGAGAUACCCAAAUCCCGCCAGUCCAUGCUGUUUUCGGCCACCAUGAACUCCUCAGUCGACAACCUCAUCCGCCUUGGCAUGAACAAGCCCGCCCGGAUCAUGGUAGAUUCGCAGAAGACGACAGUCAACACGCUUGUCCAAGAAUUCAUGCGUCUACGCAACAACGAGCAGCUGCGCCUCGGCUACCUUCUCCAUAUUUGCACCAAGCUCUACACAAAUAAGGCCAUUAUUUUCUUCUCAAGGAAACAAGAAGCACACCGUGCACGCGUCAUCCUGGGCCUCUUGGGGCUGACUGCCAGGGAGCUGCAUGGCAACUUGAACCAGACAGAGCGUGUGGCCAACAUUGAAGCCUUCCGGACCGGCGAGGUUGCCUUCCUGUUGGCUACCAAUCUUGCCUCUCGUGGUCUCGACAUCAGGGGCGUGGAAACGGUCAUCAACUACGACGCACCAAAAGAAAUCGACGUCUACCUACACAGGGUGGGCCGGACGGCCCGUGCUGGACGAAAGGGUACUGCCAUCACGCUCGUCGCGGACUCGGACCGCAAGCUCGUCAAGGCAGCCGUUAAAGCAGGCAAAGACCAAGGCACAAAGACCAGAAGUAUUACGAUCGAUAUCGUGCACGCGAAGGAGUGGCAGUCCAAGGUGGAUGAGCUUGAGGAGGAAGUGGAUGAGAUCUUGGCGGAGGAGAAGGAGCUGAAGCAACUGCAGCAGGCGGACAUGGAAAUCCAAAAGGGCGAGAACCUGAUCAAGCACGCAGCUGAGAUCAAGUCACGGCCCAAGCGGACAUGGUUCGAGACGGAGCACGACAAGAAGAAGGCGAAGGAGGCUUCGAAGGGGGCCGCGCCACCCAAGCUAGACGCCUUGAGGGAAAGCCUGAAGAAGAAGCACGCGAACGGCCGGCUGAGCAACAAGGACAAGAAGAAGUUGGAUAACAAGGCCGAGAGGCAGAAUGGCAGGCUUUGGAAAAAGGGAGCUGCCGAGCGUGCGGGCAAGGGCGCGGUGCUGAACCUGCGGAAGAAGGGCAAGGGGGAAGGAAAAUCCAGCCUGAACAAGGUCAAAGACGGACCGGCCUUCAAGGCUGCGGAUGCAGGGCCAAAGAAUGUGAAGGGCAAGGGAAGGGGGAAGAAGUAG